This is a messenger RNA of Oppiella nova, 885 nucleotides long. The record is from the annotation of a GenBank genome assembly. Lineage: Eukaryota; Metazoa; Arthropoda; Arachnida; Sarcoptiformes; Oppiidae.
AUGGAGGGUGCCUUAUAUAACAAUGAGCGCCACAGUGACAUUAUAUUCAGCGAUUACGGGCACACGUGGGAGAGUUUGCGACGCGUAUCGCACACUGCUAUACGAAAAUACGCCAAAAGCGAUGAUUUACCAAAAGUGGUGGACGAGGUUGUCCGGGAAACCGUUGACCUAAUUAUAAAUAAACAUGGUCUUAAUAAGCCGUUUGCGCCCAAACUACUCGUUUUUAACAUGUUAGCCAAUAUUGUCGGCACCAUUGUGUUCAGUCAAAAGUUUGACAUUGAGCAAGAUGAACUGAUAAAGUUCAAGUACUGUUCCACUGACUUUCAAAGUGACCUUGGUAUAUGGCUGGUUCUAUACGAAUUUAUGCCGAUUAUACGUUGUUUUAUGCGUAAUCCACUAAUAAAGUACGCAAAGUACAAAGAUGAAAUCAUGAAAUACAUCAUGGACAUUUAUGCAUCCCAUAAUGACACCUACAAUAGGGGUGUUAUACGCGACUUUUGCGAUACACUUAUUAUGGCUAAACAUGAGGCGGUUGAACAGGAUAAGUUAACUGCACCCUAUUUUACCGAUGAGAAUCUAGCUGCAUCUAUUAAUGAUCUGUUUAUGGGUGGUGUUGAGACCUCUAGUACGACAUUUCAAUGGAUGUUACAAUUCAUGGCUUAUUACCCGAAGUACCAGCAAAAGUUGCGUGAUGAGAUUACACGCGAGAUUGGGGAUAAAGUACCCAUGGUCGAUGAUAAACCUAGAUUAAAUUACGUGAUGGCAUACAUAUCGGAAAUGUUACGAUUCAGAAAUCCCGUCUCAAUUGGCAUUAGUCAUAAAGCAAUGGCAAGCAUAUCAUACGGGAAAACACUUGUGUACUAUUACACCAACACAGCAUUUUAA